This is a messenger RNA of Haliotis rubra (blacklip abalone), 1783 nucleotides long. RefSeq names its product leucine-rich repeat-containing protein 71-like. The record is from RefSeq and is a predicted model, not a curated record. Bases 1 to 1515 code for a protein of 504 amino acids. Gene Ontology annotation, molecular function: protein binding. The transcript is spliced from 16 exons. Lineage: Eukaryota; Metazoa; Mollusca; Gastropoda; Lepetellida; Haliotidae.
AUGGAGGGACGACUUAACGUGCCUGACAACGUGUCGGAAGGGGGGCUGUCAAGUCCGUCGCCGGUUCCUAAAAAGACCAGAAAGAGAUGGGGCCGAGAUGAAGAUGGGAGUAGAGGCUCGCUAUCAAGUGGAAUUCUGUAUGUAAUCUCACGUGAUCCUACAUGCCAGCAGGAUGAGGGGGAGGAAGAAGGACAGGAGCUUCUCCUCGGCGGGACAGGACACGCUGGAAGGGGAUGCAGACAAAACAGGUCCCUACAGUUGCUCCGGGUUCUUCCAGUCGGACUUCGCGGAGCUGUGUCAGAGAGAGGACGUCGUGUACGUCCCCCAGAUCCUCCCCCGGGCGAAGCGUCCGCUGUCCCCGGGCCACACCCCGACGGUAAACCAGACCGAGGGAAAAACAACAAAGUUCAACCACCACCGGAAGUACAGCCAGAGCCUCUGGUAGACGAGGAAGGCGAGCCAGUGGAGCCUCCUCCCAAGACGUACACUGUGAAGGACAAGUUUGAGUACUUCAAGCCAUCGAUACAGGUGGAGAUGGACAACCCUGACAAGCUGGACACUGUCACUGAAAUAUACAUUCGUGGUUGGAAGGUUGACGAAUGUAUGAUGAACAUAUUCAAACAGUGCUGGCCGGCCAUGGAGAGGCUACAUACAAUCAACCUGUGGCAGGUCGGACUGACGGGGAAGACAGUCGCCAUCUUGGCGUCCAUAGUGUCGGAAUGCGAAGUCCUCAAGGAGCUGAUCCUGGACGGGAAUAGUGUGGAGGAGGAGAACUGGUAUCAGCUGAUCGGGGACGAUAGCAGCGUCCAGACGUUGUCCCUCCAGCACUGUUCCAUCACAGACGCGGGGGUGGAGGGGAUCAGCAGGGCCCUGGGUACAGCCAAGAGGUUCAACACCAAGCUCUUGUCUCUCAUCCUCACCGGGAACAGGAUCACAGAUGUCGGCGCAGAGCAUCUAGCACGGGGCCUCAGGAUGAACAGGAGGUUGAUGUCACUGUCCCUGGCCAACAACCAGAUCGGGGACAUGGGCGUCAAGAAGAUUGCAGAGGCGUUGUCGCGGUUUCCCCUGACUCACGAGGAGUUGGUGGAGCGACGCCGGCUCAUCUCGGAGAAGGAGGCUGCAGAGAAGAGCAAAGCGGCAACCAGUAGUCGCCGUGGCGACAGAUCCGGAACUUCCCGUAGCAACUCCCAGUCGGAAAGAGACAAAUCCAAGAGAGAUAACUCAGUGUCAGAGAAGGACAAAUCCAAGCGGGAUAACUCCCAGUCGGACAAGGACAAAUCCAAGCGAGAUAACUCUCAAUCGGACAAAGAUAAAUCCAAGCGAGAUAAAACUCCAUCUAAAAAGUCCAAGGAACCAAAGGUCAAGGAGGAAGAGAAAAGAGUCCCCUCGCGGAAGGAAAAGAGAAAGAGAAGGAGAAAGAGAAGGAGAAAGAACCUCCACAAAAGAAAGCUCCAGGAUCCGGGGAUGGUAAGACGGGUGGAAAGUCACGUGACAAGUCCAGAAACAGAAAGCUGACGCCACAAGAUAACGAGACUGCCGAAGUCGUGGUGAUCAUCAACCCACUGAUGGAGGCUGCGGAGUAUAUUCAGAGUUACAGAACUUGCUGUUGGCCGGAAACAGAAUCCUUGUCAACCUCAAUCUCGCCAGAAACCGGAUUACCGACGUCGGCGUGAUGGAGCUCACCAAAGCAGUGCAGUACCAGACAACGCUGAGUCUGGAGAAGAAGAUCUACUCCCUGGACAACAAACACACGGGCACGGGGCUGAUGCGGAUAUGUCUCCAU